Messenger RNA from Penicillium hordei, 1188 nucleotides. RefSeq names its product Zn(II)2Cys6 transcription factor domain-containing protein. Gene Ontology annotation, biological process: regulation of DNA-templated transcription. Lineage: Eukaryota; Fungi; Ascomycota; Eurotiomycetes; Eurotiales; Aspergillaceae. The transcript has a single exon. The record is from RefSeq and is a predicted model, not a curated record. Bases 1 to 1188 code for a protein of 395 amino acids. Gene Ontology annotation, molecular function: DNA-binding transcription factor activity, RNA polymerase II-specific; zinc ion binding.
AUGGCCUCAUCGAGAAAUAACGACAACAGCAAAGUUAUCUUUGCCGCACAGUCACACGUGCGCAAUGCAUGUGACGCCUGCUACAAACGCAAGAUCCGUUGUGUUAUGUCAAGGAGCGGCGGAUCGUGUCAUAACUGCAAGUCAAGGAGCCUUUCAUGCUACUUCCUUCCGCGGUACAAGAGCGGAAGACCACGUAUACGUGGGCCCCCAUCACACAACACGAUCAAUUCGGCUACGGUAACUCCCCCGGGCAGUAUCAUGAACACUUCCCUUUGGCCCGGGACCGAAAAUACCGUGCCAAGUGCACCAGCAAGAAAGUCUCCUCCAAGAGCCGACCACCAAAGGAACAACGACGAUCUCUUCGUGUGGGACUCUCAUCAGGACUUCGCAAUUCAAACAGAGCAGCACAGCUACGACUUGGAUCAGCCGCUAAAGUUUCCAAGUGUCUUGAGAGGCGCUUCCCUGGACCUAGAGGAGCCCACUUUUCCCAACUUUACCAAUCCAACCCAUCGUCCCUUGACAAAUAUACAGUUCGAAGAUUUACCUGACCCUACUUCACCGGCCCCUCUGGACACGCAAACCUCCGUAUGGUCAACAACUUCCCAGCAGCCAUCUGACCGUAGCGGCCCUCGAAUCGAGACAUCUAAAGAAGCUAGAUUUGCUACCUUGUUGGAAUAUUGCGCGAGACUUCAGCGUUACAUCAUGACGAUGGAAGAGUAUGAUUCUACAAUCUCAGACGAGGGUACAUCAUCAACAUCCAAGAAAAUUGGAAUGUCAGAUGGUCCUUUGCGGGAGGUGCUAGAAGAUAUUGACACCAGCUGCAAGCUCAUGUCCGAGAUGUGUGACGAGGGAACUUCAUCCAAGUCCAUUUCAGCGCAGGUCAACUCUCCCCCAGAUUCUGCUUCCAUAUGUCUGAUAACAACCGUUACCUUCAAAGUUUUUCAAAUCUGCAAUAUCCUGUUUAAUGGCAAAGGCCUGAGAAUUUGUUCGAUUAAGGAUGUUCUUCUACAAAAGCGGCUCGACUUUAACAUCACCCAGGCGAGGAUUGUGACGGCGCAAAUCGAGAACUUAACCCAGAAUAACAUACAUAUUUUGCAGGAACUCUUGGGAAAAGCUGUGCAUAUUGAGGAAAGAUUCACUAACCAGCGUGGGGGCAACUUUACAGACAAGGGUAAAUUGUGUUCCUAG